GGUAUCUCCUUGUUGGCAUGGGUACCGCAGGAUUUCUCGAUUCCUGUCUAAUGCGUUUUGGGAUCUUGCCCAAGCUGAGCUUUUUAUAUGGCAUGAUGGAGUGAGUACUAUUAUCAAAGAUCUAGCUUCGUGCAUUUCACUUCUGAGUGGUAUGUAUAUAGAUGGGAAGAUAUCCUCUUUCAUUUCGUCAUUCAACAAAUCGAGCAUCAACAAGUUUUUGCAGCAUCACAACCAAUACCUUUAACAUUCAUCGACGUUCACCGUUAUUACCCGUUCAUACCCUCUCAUACCUGACCAUUUCGUACCAUAACUUCACCACUCAAUCAUGUCUCGCAACUCAAAAUCGUCCCGUCAUCAAGCAAGAAGUACCGAGGGCAAUCCGGAGGACAUGGUUGAACAAGUCAAGAGCAUCAUCACUUUGCUAAAUGAAAUUGUCUCAAUCAGACCCCAUGAAUGUGAAACUUAUAUUCCCUCUGCUCGCUCAGCUGUCACUGCUCUUGAACACAUUCGCUUUUUUCGCGACCCAGCACGAUUUGCUGAGCAAAUCUGGAUCAUCCAAGGACUGCAAAGCUUUGCUUUCUACGACGCAGAUAACGGAAGUGUAGUGGAUAUCGCAGACUUUUGCCAGAAUGCAUGGCUUAGAGUUUUGAGAAACUAUCCGGAGAAUGUUGACGUCUUGACAGGGUUGGGUAAGAAUUGGCUCCAGAGAUCUCAAGUAACUCUAGCCCGCAUUCAUUAUGAAGAAGGAAAUGAUACCACAGCACCACCCAAUGACCCCCGCAGACAAGGACCCCUCUAUGUCGAAGCCCGAGGUUACCUACAACCAGCUGUGGAUUUCUUCACUCGGGCCAUUCGAGCCGCUGAUGGUCUCGGAUACACUACUGGUGACCUGUUAGCUUCAGCUGCAGAGUCACACAUGAGUCUAGGCAACGUAUCUGCAUCUCCGGCAGAUGAACACGCUUUCACUCAAGCCAUCCGAUAUUUGCGUCGUGCGGAAACAACACAGGGGUAUCAGUUAUCGGAUCAUAUGCAACAAUAUCUUAAUGAUUAUGGAAGAUAUGUUUCUUAACUUCUCCGUCCCUUCAUUCUUUUUCUCCUACAUCUUUUACACCCCUGACGACAUUGAUCAUUUCGGCGUGUACAACAAUAGCAUUCGGUUUUCGGAGUCAUUGUGGGCAUUUUCAGGAACAGCAUAGAAUUGCAUAGCGGCGGUGAUUAGAUAUUGGGCGACCAGUUUGAAAUCCCAGGGCAGAUCACUUCUGGUUUGUAAUUUUAUUUAUUAACACUGUUAACGAUGGCAUCGAUUAGAUUUCUUUUGGGGCAACAUUUUUCUUUUUUAUUGGCACCGCAUUGUUUUACAUUCUGCUUUUUCCAUGAGAGAUCCUCUUCAUACUCUUUACAAUCUCUUUCACUUCUCUCUGCCUAGGUCGAUCCUAGAAACUGCAAAGCGGGCCUGUGCUGUUAGAAUUUAGCAUAGUUAGAAUAGCA
Molecule: messenger RNA, 1488 nt
Organism: Botrytis cinerea B05.10
Lineage: Eukaryota; Fungi; Ascomycota; Leotiomycetes; Helotiales; Sclerotiniaceae
Exons: 4
Coding region: 326-1069 (247 amino acids)
Source: RefSeq, a predicted model, not a curated record